Molecule: messenger RNA, 951 nt
Organism: Lobosporangium transversale
Lineage: Eukaryota; Fungi; Mortierellomycota; Mortierellomycetes; Mortierellales; Mortierellaceae
Exons: 1
Coding region: 31-864 (277 amino acids)
Source: RefSeq, a predicted model, not a curated record
UUUUUUUUUUUUCCUUUUUCCCACAGAACCAUGAAAGAAAAUCAUCACUUGGGUUCAGAGGACAUCGUGGUUCAGAGUGAGCCAAUGGAUACCGACAUGGAUGCCCAUACCCAGUAUACAGAUCUGAAGCAGGCAGCAGAAACUUAUCGAGAGUCUGGUAUGUCUCCUGAUGCUGAGCGACUCGUGAGUGGUAUAAAAGCUAUCGAGGAAGAAGUCCCUUCACAAGCUGGGGAACUUACUGCUCAAGAAUCCCGAGAAGAGACUCCACCACUCUCUUCGUCUCCUUCAGAGUCGUCAGUCUCAUCAUGCUCUGACAAUGAGUUACCGACGCCAAUUACUUCAAGUCUAGAGGAUGAUAUCCAAAAGUUGCACGAUAAUCUUUUAUCAAGUACUUUUCAGAGCACCUCAUCCUUUCUCUUUAGUGAAUCCAGUAAUCUACGAUCUUCAUUAUCCUCCUCAUCUAGCCCUAUAACAACAACAACAACAACAACAAUGCCGUCGUAUUCUUCAUCUACUCUUCCCAUGCCAAGCAUAAUCCAGUCAAAGGAAUCUGUAUAUGCAGCUGUGCCUAUUUCACAUGAGCUUUACAUCAUACCCAAGUCAAGUCGCGGAUUCCAGUGGAAUGGAGAUCUUUUCCUAAAACCGUACCAGCGUCGCAGUCUCGGUGUUGAUCACAUGUUUAGUUCAACAAAUCACCACUACCAGCAGCAGUACCGUGAUGGUGGAAACAGUAGUGGAGGGAUUGCUCAUACUAAUGGACAGCAACACAACCAGCGCCAUCAUAACCAGGACUCAUCUGUUAUAGUCCAUGAGAUUCGUCUUGAUGAUAAUGAGACCGCCGGUAUUUUACCUUCUUGGCCAUGAAUAAGUUGCGGGAAAAGAUGUGAACGUGAAGAAGAGAGACAUAUCCAUCUUACUCCUCUUUCUUUCCUCCACGUGAGAAAAAGACCU